AUGUUGCUGCUGAUGUCCUGCAACACGCGACGCUUCAGGCCUCUCAUCGCUGCCGUUUUACUGGUUUUCACGGCAAUUUGGGUUCUUUUCAAAGCCGUCCCUCUUACCGGAGAGGUUUCUCAGGGGUUCCUCGACACCUGGUACGCGCCGCAGGAAUGUCAGUUGCAGGUGCAGCAAGUAUCCCUUGAUAAUACCUUCAUUCGGCGGACGCCGCUCGUCAGGAAGAAUAUUGCUGUCGCCUCUCAUUUUGGCUACCACUUUGAUGUCUAUAUGACUCUCGUGUGGACACUGGAGCGCAUCCUACACCCAGCGCAAGACUCAAGGACAGAAAUACGAGUUUACUCUCAGCCGUUCCAAUUCAAGUUCCAAGAUAUUGUAGCCAAACUGGGCCUUUACCACGGAGAGUUGCACGAUCCACACAAGCUUGUUGAACAUAUUCAGCAAGUUCCAGGCGAGGGUGGCAUCGAUAUGGUAAUUUUGGGAACAUGUGAGGUUGACCUUCCAGCGUUCCAUGAUGCGUUGAUAGCUGCGUGGGACGCGCGAGACGACGAACAUAAGUUCCAAUUGGUUUGUGUCGUACACAAUGUCCUGGAUACGAGGUGGCAGGAUUUCAUUCCAGGCUGGUCACGUCGAGGCGUGUUCAGGGUGGUCGGAAUUGCAGACCAUGUCGCCAAUUCUUUCCGCAAAGUGUUCGAUGGCCACGCAGACAGCCCGGAUCCCCACUUGUAUACAGCCGGAUACGAGUACAUCCCGGCAGAUGUCCAUAUGCCGGUGUUGGACAUUCCAGACCUCCCGACCAGACCUCUGAACCGUACGCUGUCCAAAGCGGUCGUUCAGGGGACAUUCUCCACUGAACGACGUGAUUACGAGCAUAUAUUCGGCGAGCUGAUUGCCUCUCUGCACGAGGAUCCUCAUGCCUGGGGAUACCUACCACUAGAUGGAAGAGCGUCAUUCGUACCCGACCCUCACUCUCCUGAGCCACCGUUCCAGCUCGCCAUUGUAGGUUCAGGCGAUCUAGAUAUUCCCACCGAGCUCGCGUAUCUUGCCACUAUCUACCGCUAUCUGGAUUACAGUGACUUUUACGUUCUAAUCUCAGAGAUGGACAUCGUCGUUCCCGCGUUUGCCGAGUAUGGAUACUUCGAAUACCAAGCGAGUUCUACUGUCGCAAUGGCAGCAGAAUUAAAUGUUCCCAUUCUCGCUACUCAACGUAUGCGCAAAGCUUAUGGUUACAUCGACGAUGACACGGCAGUUGUCACACGUCCGGCGGCCAUGCGCGAGGUACAGGCGUUAAAGGCAUUGCGCACAGGAAACACAUCCUUCUUCCUCGACUCUCAGGCGAUACGCUCUGGCCGAUCGGGAUCGGCCAUGCAGCGUUUGAAAGCAGCUACGGAGAAGAUGGUUCAAUCGCCUUGGACGCGGGACAAGAAGUCGUUCGCCCGGUUCAAAAACGUCAUUUGGAGCAGAAACCAGGCAUUUGUAGAACGGCUUCUCCGUGACGCUUAG
This is a messenger RNA of Sparassis crispa, 1503 nucleotides long. RefSeq lists its product as hypothetical. The record is from RefSeq and is a predicted model, not a curated record. The transcript has 6 exons. Lineage: Eukaryota; Fungi; Basidiomycota; Agaricomycetes; Polyporales; Sparassidaceae. The coding region runs from base 1 to 1503 and encodes 500 amino acids.